Panicum hallii is the source of this 964-nucleotide messenger RNA. Its product is annotated as GLABRA2 expression modulator-like. NCBI's taxonomy places the organism in Eukaryota, Viridiplantae, Streptophyta, Magnoliopsida, Poales, Poaceae. The record is from RefSeq and is a predicted model, not a curated record. The transcript has 4 exons. Bases 116 to 778 code for a protein of 220 amino acids.
CGUUGCCGCAACCGUCGCGCAGAAGCAACCAGCCCAUUUCGAUGCGCGCGAGGUAAACGGGAAUCGGGAAGCGACGAGGGGACAUUCCAAUCAGCUUCCUGCGAUUCCACGAGCGAUGCAGCCGGCCGCGAGAAGGUGGUCGCCGGCGGCGGCAACGGAGGCCAGCCCUUACGCGAUGCCCUCGCCGGUGCAGCCGGCGGCGUCCAAGGGCACCAAGGAGACGGUGAAGAAUGCGCUGUCGCGGUGGGGGCGGAAGGUCGGGGAGGCGACCAGGAAGGCUGAGGACCUGUCGCGCAACACAUGGCAGCACCUGCGGACGGCGCCUAGCAUCGCGGAGGCGGCGGUGGGGAGGAUCGCCCAGGGGACCAAGGUCCUGGCGGAAGGCGGGCACGACAGGAUAUUCCGGCGGGCCUUCAGCGCCCCGCCGGACGAGCAGCUCCGCAAGUCUUACGCGUGCUACCUCUCCACGGCCGCCGGCCCGGUGAUGGGCGUCCUCUACCUCUCCACGGCCAGGGUCGCUUUCUGCAGCGACGGCCCCCUGUCCUACGAGGCCGGCGGCGGUGACCGGACGGAGUGGAGCUACUACAAGGUGGCGAUCCCUCUGCACCGGCUGAGGGCGGCCAGCGCGUCGGCGAGCCAGCUCAACCCCGCGGAGAAGUUCAUCCAGCUGGUGUCGGUGGACAGGCACGAGUUCUGGUUCAUGGGGUUCGUCAACUACGACGGCGCGGUGGCGCACCUGCAGGAGGCGCUGAGCGGCUUCCGCAACCUGCAGGCGUGAGGGGAUGGACGGUGGUGCUGUGAGCUCGCCAGGCGUCAUGAGCGGCUCUGUCUGUACUCUGUUCUCGCUCCGUGCGUGUGUGUGCCGCCGGCCAGUAGCAGCAUUGUUUGCAGCGUGUUGUUUAGCUGCGCUUACUACGGUGUACCCGUCUCCGGAUUUGAUGGUAUGUUUUGACUUUGUUAGUCA